AUGACAUGCAAGAAAGGCAUUGACUAUGCUCAAACCUGUCCCAUUGGCUGGAGGUAUGUUCCCAAGGGUCUACAAGGGCCAGAGUGCCAAGCACCACCUACAUUCUACACGGAGUCUGUGUGGUGCCGGCAGCAGCUGACUCCCCGACAAGUUGUGCCAGCUCGCCUCGAUGAGUGGUCCAAGAAGGAGCUCUAUGAUGCUUGUUGGAUUCUGUGGCCUUGCCGUGACGUGAAGCACGACUAUCGCAAGCCAUGUCCGCAAGGUUGGACCUGGGAGCAAGAUGGAACCUGCUCUGCACCGUACUUCUACCGCGGAACAUGCCCCUGGAGCGUGAACCUCCUCCACUACACCGAAGGCAUGAAGGCGACCUUUGCUGCAAACUGCGGCGUGGGGUGGCCACUGGAAAGGGGCUACGAGGGGCAGCCAAAGCCGCUGCCAGCCAAAUACCCCUCACAUGCACCGGGUCGAAAGCCUGCAUGGGAAUGCAAGCGCAACUUCAUGAUGGACUGCCCUGAUGGCUUCUACUUCGAUGGAGCCAUGUGCCAUGAGGAUGGAAGCUACAUCGGGGCAAACAUGAAGAAUUGCGCUCAUUUCGACCCGCGCCGCUGGACAAAUGAGAUGAAGGAAGCCUUCUCAGCUCACUGCCACGUUUGGUGGCCCUGCAAUCAGGCUGCUGGUGCCUCUGGUACGCGGACGCUCGCCAAUGGGCCUUUGACCCAAGCGCGGAUUCUGCUGCCGCUGCCCGCAGCGGCGGUUCUUUGCCCGGAGCUGGCGCCAAGCUGCUGCCGUCGCAAGGCACUCCGGCGGUUCCUGUGA
Symbiodinium pilosum is the source of this 816-nucleotide messenger RNA. The record is from the annotation of a GenBank genome assembly. Lineage: Eukaryota; Dinophyceae; Suessiales; Symbiodiniaceae.